Messenger RNA from Raphanus sativus (radish), 2356 nucleotides. Its product is annotated as patellin-5. The transcript is spliced from 4 exons. The record is from RefSeq and is a predicted model, not a curated record. The coding region runs from base 69 to 2093 and encodes 674 amino acids. Gene Ontology annotation, molecular function: lipid binding. Lineage: Eukaryota; Viridiplantae; Streptophyta; Magnoliopsida; Brassicales; Brassicaceae.
UCUCUACCUGAAAAACCCGCUAACAUUGAAUAUAUCUCUCUGUCCCUUUCUUCUUUAAAAUUAUAAAAAUGUCCCAAGAUUCUGCGACUACUACUACUACUUCUCCGCCGCCGCUACCUUCAACCGCCGUCGACUCAAUGCCGAAUGAUUCCAAUACCAAUCCUUCGUACUCUCUGACGCAACAAGACUUUAAGGAUGAAGAAGAAAAGCCAAAGCAACUAACCUUGGAACCAGAGCCAAUUCAGCCGCCGCCGGUGACUCCCGAACCAAACCCGCAGCUGAGCUCUGAGCAAGAUUCGUCUUUGCCUUUAGUUCAGGACCCGAAGGAGAUCAACAACGCGGCGGAGAUGACAGAGCAGUCUCACCAAGUGACGCCGGAGAAAGAAUGUCCCAAACACGCGGCGGAGAAUUCAGAACCGCCGGUGACUACCGAGCCAAUUCAGCAACUGAGUUUUGAGAAAGAUUCUUCGGACCCGGAGGAGACAAACCACGCGGCGGAGAAGGUUUCAAAGCAGCCUCACCAAGUGGCGCCGGAGACAGCGACUUUAGAGCACGAAGGUCCCAACCAUGCGGCCGGAGAUUCAGUAACGACGGAGAAAAUGACUCCGGAGCCUGAAGGUACCAAACACGCGACGGCAGAGGAUUCAGAGCAGCCAUAUCAAGUGCCUGAGAGUGUGACGCCCGAAGAGCCUAACCAUAAGGUAGAGGAUGAUGCAGAGAAGGUGACACUGGAGACAGAGCCAACGCAGAAACUGAUGUUAGAGCAGCGGAAAAAGUACACUGAGGUAGCAGACUGGACUGAGCCGGAACCACCAGACGCAGCAGUGUUAGAAGCUGCAGCCUCGGCGCCUGAGCCUCAACCACCAGCUUCUUCCGUGAAGACUAGAUCCUUGGCGGAGAUGAUGAACAGAGAAGAAGCUGAAGAGAAACCAAAGAUUCAGAUUCCUCAUACCCUCGGCUCAUUCAAGGAAGAAACGAACCGAAUCUCCGAUCUCUCAGAGCACGAGCUAAACGCUCUUCACGAGCUCCGUCACCUCUUGCAAGAAUCAACCACCAUUGACUCCACCAAAAGCUUCAUAUGGGGCGUGCCACUUCUAACCGACGUCGUUUUGCUUAAAUUCUUGAGAGCGAGAGAUUUCAAACCUCAAGAAGCUUACUCGAUGCUCACCAAGACACUCCAAUGGAGAACGGAGUUCAACAUCGAGGAGCUUCUCGACGAAAACCUCGGAGACGAUUUAGACAAGGUUGUGUUCAUGCAAGGACAGGACAGGGAGAAUCAUCCGGUUUGUUACAACGUCUACGGUGAGUUUCAGGACAAGGAUCUUUAUCAGAAGACGUUCUCGAACGAGGAGAAGAGAGACCGGUUCUUGAGAUGGAGGAUUCAGUUUCUUGAGAAGAGUAUAAGAAAGCUAGAUUUUGUCGCUGGUGGGGUUUCCACGGUCUGUCAAGUAAACGAUCUGAAGAACUCUCCAGGACCUGGUAAAACCGAGCUCAGGGUAGCUACUAAGCAAGCUCUUCAUCUUCUUCAAGACAAUUACCCUGAGUUUAUCUCUAAACAGAUAUUCAUCAACGUUCCAUGGUGGUACCUUGGGUUCUAUAGGAUUAUCAGCCCUUUCAUGACCCAAAGGUCAAAGAGCAAACUCGUUUUCUCAGGUCCUUCAAGAUCUGCAGAAACACUUUUCAAGUACAUAUCACCAGAACAUGUCCCGGUUCAGUACGGUGGAUUAAGUGUGGAUAACUGCGACUGUAACUCAGAUUUCACACAUGAGGAUACCGCCACUGAGAUUACCGUUAAACCAACAACAAAACAAACCGUCGAGAUUAUUAUUUACGAGAAAUGCACGAUCGUGUGGGAGAUAAGAGUAGUGGGAUGGGAGGUUAUGUAUGGAGCAGAGUUUGUGCCGGAGAACAAAGAAGGAUACACAGUGAUAAUUCAGAAGCCGAGGAAGAUGGCUUCAGAAGAUGAACCGGUUGUGUCUCAAAGCUUCAAAGUUGGAGAAGUUGGCAAGAUUUUACUAACCGUGGAUAACCCGACGUCCAACAAGAAAAUUCUUAUUUACAGGUUCAAGGUUAAGCCUUUGCCGUGUGAGUAACAAAAGUUGCAUCUAUCUUAAAAAGUGUUUCUUAGUUUAGAACUUGAUCAAAUGAUUGUUGGUUGUGUUUUUUUUCUUCUGUUGCCGACUUAUAUGUGUGUGUGUGUUCUGUUUGUUAAAUUCGUUUGUUUUAGAUUUGUAUUUUGCUUUAGUAUCUCUUUAAUUUGCUUCAAAGAGGAUGAUGUUUUGAGUAGUAAAUGGCUUUUAAUGGAUACAGCUUUUUUUGUUGGUCAGGAAUUAAGUCUCCAGUGCAGAUUGUUAAG